Molecule: messenger RNA, 1160 nt
Organism: Lycium ferocissimum
Lineage: Eukaryota; Viridiplantae; Streptophyta; Magnoliopsida; Solanales; Solanaceae
Exons: 3
Coding region: 507-890 (127 amino acids)
Source: RefSeq, a predicted model, not a curated record
UGCGUGUACUUGUACACUGUCCCAUUUUUCCUUCUCUUCGCUUCUGCUUCUCUGCAGUUCUCUUUGGCUGUCGCCUCUCAGCUUAAAAUCACAUGUUAAUGUUUUCACUACUUUUCUGAUCUCCCUUUCCAAUACUCCUAUACGCUUUCCCUCAGAUCAACUGAAAAUAUGAAGCUCUUCCUGCUUCUAUAACUGUUACAACCUUUGUUACUGAGAAAAAGAACCAAUCUGAUUAGUGGACUUUUGUUAGUUUUGGAUUGCUUUGAUCAGAUUUUAAGGCAUGUGUUUUUGGUUAAAGAUGCAAAUGGUGGCUAUCUCUUGACAAGUUAGCUUCAUUUGAUUGAGUUUUCCGGAUAUACCUCUAUCGGAGAUAACGUUUUCAUCUUUAUUUCAUUCUUUCCUGUGUGAUUUUCUUCUUAAGAGGUGUUAUUCAUGAGUUGAAGCACAUCCUUCCCAUACAUUUGGUCCUGUAAAAUCGUGUGAAAUCUUGAGCAGGAAAGUUUCCAAUGGGUAGAGGAAGAGGGAAGGGGAAGAAGCAAUCUGUUCCUGAGGAUGUUGGAAGUGGCGAAGAAGAAAAGAUACCUGUGAGGAGAAGGGGUAGACCACAGAAGCCAUUGAAGGAUGAAAUAGAGGACAGAGAAGAAGUCCAGAAACUAGUGAAAGAUGAAGAUGACGGUGAGAAUAUCUCCAAGGAUGAAGCUGCUGAGAAUGGAAAGAGGAAGAGAUCUUCGCAGGUCAAGGAAAACGUUGAUUCAGUGAAAGAGGAAAACUGUAUUGGCACCAAAGCUAGCCCCAAUGACUUAAUAAAGUCAGUCGGAUUCAGACAAAACGGGAGCAGAAGGAAAAACAAGCCUAGACGUGCUGCUGAAGUUGGUGUUGAGUGCAGAUGAACAAUGCGAUGAUUAUUGCAAUUCGCGAGUUAGCCCUCAUUAUAUUUUCUUGUUUUUUUUAUUAUUGCAAUUACAUUAAUAUGAGCAAUUCAAUUUUGUGUAGAUUUCUGCAGCAAGUUUUAGUCUUACUGAAUGCAUUGCUGUUAGAUCUCCUAGCUACUUCUCUCAUUUCGCAUGUGUUAUGUAGAAUCAGAAACUUACUUUCCUACUCACUGUAAUUUUUGUUUCUUUAUCCUUAUAUGAAAUGGUAGUUAUGUAUUAUGCUAUUAA